UGGAGCAGGAAAGAAGCAUAACUGAACAUGGUUACAGGUUAAUGCAUCUAGAAAAACUUGCUACUACAUGUGAACUAAUCGAUUUUCAGGAUAAUACUAGAGAUCUUUUAAUGAUUUUACCUGCUAGUGCUACUACACGUGAACUCACAACAGCCUGACAUUUUAAAACAUAAAUUGAUGUCUACAAGAAAGUUGCCUGCUUCUGAUCAGACAAGGACAGAAGGCCGGCUGCGACAACAAGAUGGAUAUGGCCUUUCUCAAAAGCAUCUCUUUGCCUAUAUGUGUAGAAGCCGGUAGGCCGACGGAUGGUUAAACUAACCAUGUGAAAUGUGAAGCUACGAUGGUUACAAUAGACAGCAACGUACUGUACGUUGUACAUGUUGGCUUCACAUGGAAUGGAUGGAGUAGGAAAUGAUAUAUCCAAUCCAAAUCCAAGAUAUUGUCACUGCACCAUCAGGAACAGCAUACACUCCACUAUGGCUGCCACACCGGAGGAGUUGUUGGGCCUCGCCGAGCCUGCACCAUUGUCCCCCUCCCUCUUCCUCGACCUUCCUCCGAUGACCCAUGGUGACUCACAGAAUGACCUGGCCCUGGAAUACAUUUCGCGCGUGCUCACAGAGGAGGACAUCGUCGAUAAGUUCUUCUACCAGUACCCUGACCACCCGAAGCUCCUGCAGGCCGAGCAGUCCUUCGCCGAGAUCCUCGCCAACACCUCACCCACCGCUGACCAGGAGUCCUUUGCCUCCUCCACCUCCAUAUUGAUGCCCAGCCAAGGAAACAACACAGACGUCAUGGUUUCCGGGUGCCAGGUACAGGAUCCUGCCUUAUUGAACUGCACAGGCACAGUGGAGCCCAAUAGUAUGGUGUUUCCCAGCGAGAGCAGCACCAACAUGAACAUGCUAUCGAGUAUGAGUAUGGCAUUCUUCAAUGGCAUGGAGGACGCCAACAGGUUCUUGCCCGCAGAUGAUGUGAUGAUGGAUGGUAGGGGGCGUAAGAAGAGAUCUGACAUGGAUGGUGAGAUGGAGGCGGGCUUGGGCAGGAGCAGCAAGCAAAUAGUUGUGGUGCUGCAUAGUGCCUUGGAGGAGGAGGAGGAGGAAGAGGAGGAAGCCACCGCGCUGGAGAUGUUGGACCGGCUCAUCCUCAACGGCUACGAAGCGUCCCCGAGCGAGAUGCAGGAGGUAGUACGUGUCACCUGGGAGGACAAGGAGGACAAGGCAGCACGGCAGAGCAUCUCCAGGCGUGGGAGGUGCGCGGCGAGGCAUACGGUGGUGACUGACCUAGAAACUCUGCUGACCCGCUGUGCAGAAGCAGUGGCCAGCAGCGACGUGUGCGGCGCGAGCAAGCUGCUGGAGCGGAUCAAGUGUCACUCAUCGCCGAGAGGGGACGCUAGGCAGCGGCUGGCGCACUACUUUGCCCAGGGGCUGGAGGCACGGCUGGCUGGCACGGGGAGCCGACUGUACCGAUCGCUCAUGGGGAAGCGCACCUCAGCCGUGGAGCUCAUCAGGGCCUACUAUCUGCACACGGCCGCGAGCUGUUCGAUCAAGGUGGGGUUGCUCUUUUCCACCAACACCAUCUACAAGGCCGUUGCAGGGAGGAGGAAACUGCACAUUGUGCACUACGGCAUCAGCACCGGGUUUCAGUGGCCGGACUUGCUCCGGUUACUGGCGAAUAGGGAGGGUGGGCCACCAGAAGUGACGAUCACCGGCAUCAACACCCCUCAGCCCGGGCCCUGUCCGGCUGCACUAAUGGAGCAGGCAGGGGACCGGCUCAGCAAUUGCGCAAGCCAGUUAGGCGUGCCAUUCAAGUUCCGCGCCAUCGCAUCCAAGCUGGAGGAUGUCCAGGCUGAGGACCUGCACAUCGAUCCAGAUGAGGUCCUGGUCGUGAGCAGCCUAUAUGAGUUCAGGACCUUGAUGGACGAGAGCCUCACCUUUGACAUGGUAAGCCCAAGGGACAUGGUACUCAACACUAUCAGGAAGAUGAGGCCGUCUGUGUUCAUCAGUUCCGUGGUCAAUGGACCAUACAGCGCGGCGUUCUUUAUGACGCGGUUCCGCCACGCGCUCUACCACUUCACGGCGUUGUUCGAUGUGAUGGAGACCACCGUUCCACGGGACAGCGACAAGAGACUUCUGGUAGAGCGGGACAUACUUGCACGGUCCGCCAUAAACAUGAUCGCCUGUGAAGGCGCAGACCGGGUGGAGCGCCCUCAGAACUACAAGGAGUGGCAGGCGCGGAACCAGCGAGCGGGGCUAAGGCAGCUGCCAUUGGACCCUGAUAUCGUUCUGAUGCUCAAGGACGAAGUGAAGAACUGGCACCACAAGCAUUUCAUGAUCAGCGAGGAUCACCGGUGGCUUCUGCAAGGAUGGAAAGGCCGGGUGCAAUAUGCCCACUCCACAUGGGCAGCUGGUGAUGCUACUGGUUCUCUAGUGUGAUGGACUGAAGUACCGAUAGACGCAACUUUCAUCAGUGUUUGAUGGUCCGUUGUAGUACCAGAUGUGUGUUUGCUCCUCUUUUGUAUCUGUAACUUAGUAACAGAAACCAUUAUCAGAUUGUCUGAGUGGCCCCUGUUUGUUCAAAGCUGCUGUGAGCACGCAUAUAUCUAUUUAAUAAACAUGUAAA
Molecule: messenger RNA, 2616 nt
Organism: Triticum urartu
Lineage: Eukaryota; Viridiplantae; Streptophyta; Magnoliopsida; Poales; Poaceae
Product: scarecrow-like protein 34
Source: RefSeq, a predicted model, not a curated record